Molecule: messenger RNA, 2118 nt
Organism: Asterias rubens (European starfish)
Lineage: Eukaryota; Metazoa; Echinodermata; Asteroidea; Forcipulatida; Asteriidae
Exons: 4
Coding region: 21-2072 (683 amino acids)
Source: RefSeq, a predicted model, not a curated record
ACAGCAGCCUCAGGGAAAGAAUGAAACACUUGAGUAAAAGUGACUCUAAAGAUAUAUUGACUAACAUGAAAUUGAAACUCGAUCCCAACAGGAUAGAUAAUUUCGCGACUCUGGGUGUUGGGUAUUCAGGAUUUGAGAGAUAUGCACGAAAGUAUCUUUCCAGGAACAAACGUGAAUCAGAACCAGAGCCUGAAUCAGAAUCGGAACCUGAAUUAGAACCGACUUCUGAACCUGAAUCAGAACCAACUGCUGAACCUGAAUCAGAACCAACUCCUGAACCCGAAUCAGAACCAACUGCUGAACCUGAAUCAGAACCAGAACCUAUUUCGGAACCUGAAUUAGAACCGACUUCUGAACCUGAAUCAGAACCAACUGCUAAACCUGAGUCAGAACCAACUGCUGAACCCGAAUCAGAACCAACUUCUGAACCUGAAUCCGAACCAGAACCGAUUUCGGAACCUGAAUCAGAACCGACUUCUGAACCUGAAUCAGAACCAAAUGCUGAACCUGAAUCAGAACCAACUGCUGAACCUGAGUCAGAACCAACUGCUGAACCCGAAUCAGAACCAACUUCUGAACCUGAAUCCGAACCAGAACCAACUUCUGAACCUGAAUCAGAACCAACUGCUGAACCUGAAGCAGAACCAACUGCUGAACCCGAAUCAGAACCAACUGCUGAACCUGAGUCAGAACCAACUGCUGAACCCGAAUCAGAACCAACUGCUGAACCUGAAUCAGAACCAGAACCUAUUUCGGAACCUGAAUUAGAACCGACUUCUGAACCUGAAUCAGAACCAACUGCUGAACCUGAGUCAGAACCAAAUGCUGAACCUGAGUCAGAACCGACUUCUGAACCUGAAUCAGAACCAAAUGCUGAACCUGAAUCAGAACCAAAUCCUGAACCAGAACCAAGUGCAGAGCCCGAGUCUGAAUCAGAACCCGAACCUGUUGGUGAAGAUUGGCCCGAACCAGGUCCCGACUGGAGUGUGUUGCCAUCUAUUCUAGGAGUUGCUCUCCAAUGCCACGUCUAUAUAUUCGCAGUGUAUUUCACCCUCCUCGGUCUCUACGGUGGUCAGAUAUUGAUAUCCUUGAUUUAUGAGCUCAAAAAGGGCAACAAGAGUAUUCUCUCUUUUACGUUCAACUCUCUCCUUCUUGUGUUAGGAGUUACCCGUGCAGUGUCAUUGUUCAAUAACCCCUACGGCUCCAACGAGAAUGUACCACUGCUACUCUCGCGCAUGAUGUGGUCUGUGGGCUUCCCGUGUAUGACCGCUUCAAUGACAACUCUCCUCCUUGUUCUGCUCGACACCACAAGGCUAUCUCUGGGACCUCCGAGAUUUCAAAAGUUCUCGACGGUGUCAUUGAGCUGUGGGUUCCAUUUCCUUCUGGUGUUGGGAAGCGACAUGCUGGUGUCUGCAUUUACUGAACUCAAACUGUUUUUGUUGCUGUGUCAAUUCAUCUACAUUACGUGGAGUGGACUUCUGGCCUUUGGCUUCUUCCGUGUGGGUUACUUGAUGAAAAAGAACUUUGCGUCUACUUUCUCCAAAUCAGGAAUGAGAGGAAGCAAAGAGCAGAGUGCUUCUCCAUUGAGACUAUACCGCAUGGUCCAUUACUGUGCUGUUGCAGCACUGGCAAGCUGUGUCACCAACAUCUACGGGGCAGUCGGGGUUUUCGGCGUCUACUCAGAUCUGGAGUUCGUGGAAGCCUGGCCCUGGUGGAUCUUCCAGACCACCAUGAGGUUGGAGGAGGUGGCCAUGUCGGCCCUGGUGGCCAUGUUAGCCGGCAAGGCAGGAAAGGACGGGAUGUGGAAACUCAUCAGGAUCUUACGGGAGGCUACUCGUCGCUGUGCCACUCGGAUCCAGAGGAAGCGGUUCAGUACAAGGGUGGUUCCGGUUUCCGUUAAGUCUCCUCAGGACGCCGGAUCGAGCGGAUCGACGGAGAGAAUGUUCCUGAGUGAGAAUAACUCCAUUACUAUCGGAGCAUCUGCAUUGUCUGACAUUAGGAGUGAGAGGAGACGCCCCUCUGUAAUGCAACCGCUGCAAGAAGGGAAACUACCUGUAGUUUCUCAACUUUAAAGGGUGUAAUUAUAUACGUUUGACGGUUGGUCAUUGGAACCCACUG